Messenger RNA from Cheilinus undulatus (humphead wrasse), 3602 nucleotides. Its product is annotated as transmembrane protein 132D-like. The transcript is spliced from 10 exons. The record is from RefSeq and is a predicted model, not a curated record. NCBI's taxonomy places the organism in Eukaryota, Metazoa, Chordata, Actinopteri, Labriformes, Labridae. Bases 1 to 3600 code for a protein of 1199 amino acids.
AUGAUGCUUAACUUUCCUCACCACUCAUUGUUCCCAGUGGUCGCAGCGGCUGUCCUGACAGCUGUUAAAGUUGGUGACAGCCAGAAGAUUGCUAAAGACCUUGAACCGUCUACCAGCCUAUCUCCGGUUUAUCCCAGCAUCAACUUCGAGGUCCUCAAUGUAGAUCAUGUGUUUUUGAGGCAAGACACUCCAGAACCAUCAUGGAACUCCAGUCUGAAGGCUCAAACUCAGACUUUUCUCAUUACAAGUCCAGGCGCUGAGCUCCUACAGCCAACAGUCAAUGCCUCAUUUGGCCCUAUAACUGUAGAUGCCCCGAUUCCUUCUGACCAGCUCCUCAGUGGGCGCAGGAUUCUGCCAGUCAUAUUGGUUCGCCAGGUUCGUUCUUCUUCUCCUAUUGUCAAGAUUCUUUUCCACAUGCCCACAGUUAGUAAUACCACUGCUGGGCAAGAAAAGACGAGAUUUGGAGAAGAUACGGAGAGUAAAAACGCCGGAGCCAAGGUAAAAGAUGGAGCUUACUGUGUCACGGCUUACGCUUUCUGGGACACGAGGGAAGUUCGUGGGGCGUGCCUGGUGCCUCCAGGUGGAUUCUGUGUGGCACAGCUCAAGCCAGAGCCUUCCUGGUUCAGCUCAAGCAGCCGAUCAGGCAGCUCCAGCAGGGAAGCAGGAAGAAAUGAAGGAAUUAAUGUGCUCCAGGGGAACAUUGUGGAGGUUUACUUCCAGAGUCGGAGAGAUCAGACUGGUCAGUGUACCCCACAGGAUAGUCUGCAGCGUGUAGGAGUGGGAAGAGGUAGAGAUUCAGGGAGAUCUGGCACACCCAUGAGGCGGAUUGGAAGUGUUAAUCUUCUCAGGACACCACCAGGGAACCCAACCUUUCUUCGACUGAGGCUUGGAGGUGCAGUGGUGAUCCAGACAUCCUCCAAACCCCUGAAGACCACAGACGUUGCAACUUUCUAUGUCUUCCUGGCUAGCACAUCUACCUUGGAAAGCUUCAAUCUCAGGGCAACAGUAAAAACAGGCCUGUCAUUCAGUGCAGCGCGACCCAGUGACUCUACGCUGUGGGACAUCGUUGUGGAGCCUGGCAGAGGAGCGACUCCCAACACUGUGUCUGUUUUCUGCCAGAGGAAGCUCGCUGUCACUGCAAAGAGGGGUCUCCUGGAAGUUUUGCAACUGGACUUUGUUCCAAAAGAUGUUUCUGAGCAGAUUGAGAGUCAGAUUAUCUCCUGGCGUCUGGAGAUGCCGGGGAACAUCAGAGAUGUGGGAACGAUACGCAUCUACACGACUCAGAAAGACUACGUGGGGCUGGCACCAAUGGUUAUGAACUCUGAUAUCUUGAACACUGCGGUGCUGACGGGUAAAAUGGUGUCUGUCCCUGUGAAAACUCUCGCUGUAGAGGCCGAUGGCUCCGUCACUGAUGUCAGUAAUUACACCACCUGCAAGUCUACAGAGGAGGAUGUACUGCAGGUUUCAGAGCGCUGUGAUUACAUCUUUGUUAACGGGAUGGAAAAAAAGGGCAGGAGCAAGGUGAUGCUUAACUUCACUUACGGAUUUCUAAGUGCCCAGCUGGAGAUGAGUGUGUGGAUGCCGCGCCUGCCCCUGCUCAUGGAUGUUGCAGAUCCUGAGCUGAGCCAGAUAAAGGGCUGGAGGGUCCCUAUUACUACAGGAAACAGGAGAUCCACGUGGGACAGUGAAGAGGAGGAGGACAUGAGGAAGGGCAGGGGCUGCAUGCUGCAGUACCAGUACUCUACCCUCCGGGUGCAAACACAGUUUAUCGCCCAUGUUGACAACGAUGGGCUGCCGGACCCGCUAACUCUGAUGGAGCCUGUUGAGUACUUCAUGGGUCCUGAUUGGAAGGUGGAUGUCACCAACCUUGUCCGUAGCGCACUGAAAGUAGCAGAUCCUGAAGUAGCCCGAGUGCAGGAUGGGAUGGUGCUGCAGGGACGGGCUGUGGGUACCACUGCUGUACAGGUGGUGUCCCCUCUGACGUCUUUGGUCCUGGCGGAGAGGAGCAUCACGGUGGUGGAUGAUAAAGUAAGUGUGACAGAGCUUGGGGUGCAGUUGGUGUCCGGACUCUCUCUGUCCCUGCAGCUCAGCCCGGGGAGCAACAAGGCCAUUGUUGCUACGGCAACCACACGGGAGACGAUCACGCAGCUGAAACAGGAAGCUGUAGUGACCUGCUGGAUUCAGUUCAGCGAUGGCACAGUCACCCCUCUGGAGCUGUUUGACCGCAGCAUCUACUCUCUGACAGUCUCUACACCAGAUGAAGCUGUGGCCACAGUGCGACGCACCCCACGGUCCACAUUUGUAGUUGCACAGGGUGAAGGUGAUGGGAAAGGGGCGGUGGUUCGAGUGGAGCUGAGGAUCUGUGAGGAAUGCCAGAAGUCCAAGAGGAAGAGUAAGUUAGCAGUGGGCACUGGUCUCCUCAGCAUCAACUUCCAGGGUGCCAGCAGAGUCAUAGCAGCUGGAGGUUUUGAUGGAAAUAAAGGCUCUUAUGGAGGCGGAUCAGAAAUGGUUGAGCUUAGAACUACAGGGACAACACAGCGUGCAAUGACAGGAAUGGAUAAAUGGCUAUUCAGAGGCACAGCACCAGCUCAGCAAGGAAACACCCUAACAGAAACGACCACCACUACAUCAGUCAGAAAUAUGCCACCACAUGUUGUGUGGAUUGGAACUACAACCAGAGCAUCAAGAAGUAGCACAUUUUCUGUCAGUCCGUCAAGUACAACAACCAGACCAAGUUUAAAUGCACCUCAAGGCACAGCCAGACCCAUAUUUCCAACAAUGGGGGUAGUCAGUGGAGGAGAAGGGCAGAGGAAAAGCUUUGGGAACAUGUUCGACAGCCCCAGUUCACCUUCCAACAAUGACAUUUCAAGAAAAGAGCCUCCUAAACCAAGAAGUCCAAAAGUAAUUGAGAGUGACCUGAUCAGGACAUUCAAGGCCAUGUCAGACUUGGAAAUCUGCUUGUAUGCUCUGGUGGGGGUCUCCUGCAUAGCAAUCUUGGCAUUUUUACUCAACUGUGCUUCAUAUAACCUCUGUUUCCGCAACAACAAGUCCCCUAUCCAGGCUGGUCCAGUCCCAAUGGGGGUUCCGAAGGAUCACAAGCAUGACUGGGUGUGGCUGGGAAGCACCAACCAAAGCAACCCUCAUCCUCCAGGCCCUCCACCUCAGGUUUCGACGCUAAAACGUGAACCACAUCGACCCCUGGAGCCGCGCCAUUCCGUGGACUCCGGUGGCCACAAGACCCUGCCCACUGUGAGUACUACCAAUGUCCCUGAAAGAACUGCCACCCUAGGGCGCAGCAGGUCCAGCUCACAGCAGCAGCAGAUAAAACCAAUCGACCCGAUGGCCAAUCGUUCAGCUACCUUGCUGGCUAGGCCUCAUCGCUGUGAGCCGCUUCAUUCCCCAACAAGUAAGCGAAACCAGGUCCAGUUCACCACCUUCACCACACUGGACAUCAAGCACUUGGCUGCACUAAAGAAGAAUGGCGUGGAAUUGAACUGGGCCAAUCAGCAGGCGCAGCAAGUUCAGGCCCCUGUGGAGCCCCACACACCUUUGCCUGACAUGCCGUGGCCUGUCGUUAAGCCACUCGGAGAGCCUCAGUAGUU